AUGGCAGGCGAAUCGCUCGACAUUGGAUAUCUUGCGAUUCCCGCCGCUACAGCGCUUAUAAGUUUCCUUUCCUAUUCAUCUCAGUUUCUGUUUCUGUUUCUCGAACCGGGCCCACUCUCCAAGGCCCAAACAUGGAAGUUCAAUUUGCUGGUGGCUUGUAUAUGGAUUUGUUAUUAUCGGGCUUGUACCGUUGAUCCUGGCCGUGUGCCGAAAGACUGGGCUCCGAAGAAUCAGUUGACUGCGACUCAAGGAGCGUAUAAAAUCGAUGGGGAUGUUUCUACGCGACAGAGAUGGUGUAGGAAGUGUGGCGCUUUUAAGCCGCCGCGAGCGCAUCACUGUAAGACAUGUCAAAGAUGCGUACCAAAAAUGGACCAUCACUGUCCUUGGACCCGCAACUGCGUGUCACACUUUACACUCCCGCAUUUCGUGCGGUUUCUGUUUUAUGCAGUUAUUUCAAUGAUAUACCUCGAAUCGUUUAUUUUCACCAGAGUCGGCAUAAUCUGGGAAAAUAGAAAUCUACCUAGCUACCUGGGCCCCAGCGUCCCAGCCCUCUGCCAUCUCUUCAUCCUACUGGUCGUAAAUAGUCUAACCCUAUUCGCUGUCUUUGUGUUAUUAGUUCGCAGUCUCUGGGCUAUAGGUGCCAACGUCACCACCAUCGAAUCCUGGGAGAUUGAGCGGCACAAGACCUUGCUUCGGCGAGCGAGGUAUCUUGGUGGAUAUCUGGAUGGACCCGAUGGGAUGAAAGUGAGGAUUCGGAAGCAGGAGUUUCCAUAUGAUAUUGGAAUUCUGAGUAAUGUCAAAGCUGGGAUGGGUGGAAGUUGGAAUGUUCUAAGCUGGUUCUGGCCCCUCGCAAGUACACCAGACCGCAAAUCUGGCCUUGAGUUUGAAGUUAAUGAAUUCGAGGAUCCAAAUCUAUCAUGGCCGCCACCGGACCCAGAUCGCAUCCCACGCAAAUCGCGACCAAUCCUGUCAUCGACUGAUCCAUUUACAAUUCCACAUUUUGAUUCGCCAGCCGAUGAAAUGGCUGCUUUCAGGAUGCGGCAACAGGGAGAUCUGGCUCGUCGAGCUGGACUUAGUGAUGAUAGUACUGCCGGCAUCAGGCGGCGAAGGAAGUUUCAUGAACGAUAUAAGAGUAACAAAUCAUCGCAGACGAAAACUGAGUUAGAGGAGGAGAUCGCCGAAGACUCGGAAGGGAACGAGGUUGGCGAAGAUGAACAGCAUUCUAGUUCUGAAGUUAUUGAUCAUAUCGAUGUUGAUGAAGGCGAAGAAGCAUGGCGGAAUGCAGAAGGGGAGAGAUUGGAUGAUUUUGGGGUUGAUGAAGACGUGGAGUUUUAUGACGAGGAAGAUGUGCCAUUGUCUGUUCUCAAGGAGAGGCUUAAUGCUGGAUUGUAG
Messenger RNA from Talaromyces marneffei, 1392 nucleotides. RefSeq lists its product as uncharacterized. NCBI's taxonomy places the organism in Eukaryota, Fungi, Ascomycota, Eurotiomycetes, Eurotiales, Trichocomaceae. Gene Ontology annotation, cellular component: endoplasmic reticulum membrane; endoplasmic reticulum; Golgi apparatus. Bases 1 to 1392 code for a protein of 463 amino acids. Gene Ontology annotation, biological process: protein targeting to membrane; peptidyl-L-cysteine S-palmitoylation. The transcript has 5 exons. The record is from RefSeq and is a predicted model, not a curated record. Gene Ontology annotation, molecular function: protein-cysteine S-palmitoyltransferase activity.